Molecule: messenger RNA, 1011 nt
Organism: Cylindrotheca closterium
Lineage: Eukaryota; Bacillariophyta; Bacillariophyceae; Bacillariales; Bacillariaceae
Source: the annotation of a GenBank genome assembly
AUGAUUCCCAGGUUACCGCUGCUCUUGUCCCUGUUUUUUCUGCAACAUUCCAUAAUAUUGGCUUUUUCGUUUGUGGAGACAGGCUGGAGUCGAUCAUCUACUUUUCGACACGAAAGCUUAUUAUUGUUGAGACAAAGUGGUGAUGAUGCCAGCGACGAACAAGUAUCAUCACCAAUAGAAGACGAAGAUGAAGCCCGAGAACAACGAAACUUAAGAUUUGCUGGAGUAGGCCGACUCUAUGCAGAACCCAAUAAUCAAGAUGAUAUCGACACUUCAAUUGCUCCUCAUUUGCAAGUUGUCGAUCGAUUGACGCAAGCUACGGUGGUCGUUGUGGGUCUGGGAGGAGUUGGGAGUUGGGCGGCCGAAGCGCUUUGUCGGUCAGGGAUUGGCAAUUUGGUAUUGAUUGAUCUGGACGAUAUUUGCAUUAGCAAUACCAACCGCCAAAUGCACGCCAUGGCCAGUACCAUUGGCAAUUUUAAAAUUGACGAAAUGGCAAGGCGCUUUCGAGACAUCAAUCCCAACUGCAACAUUACAUUGAUUCAUGAUUUUGUGUCGCCCGACAACGUGGAUGAGAUAUUGACUUCCAUACCCAAUCUGACGGCAUGUCUGGAUGCGAUGGAUGGAGCAAAGGGGAAAUGUGCAAUGAUUGCGGCAUGUUGCAGAUAUCAAAUACCCAUUGUGACCUGUGGAGGAUCGGCAGGGAGAACCGAUCCUUGUGCCUUUGUCUGCGAAGACUUGACUAGGGUGAAUAAUGAUCCACUGCUCAGCAAUUGUCGAAAAAAUUUGCGCAAGUUCCAUGGGUUUGAAGCUGGAGUACCAGCCAAUUUACUGAAAAAGAAGCUCGUGAAACCACCCAAGAAAUGGAAUAUCCAAGCUGUCAUUUCGACAGAACCACAAAAGACGCUUCCCAAAGGAGAGGGUUCAUCUUCCUUACGACGAUGUGAUGGAGCUUUGGGUACUGGUGUCUUUGUGACUGGAACUUCUGGAUUUGGUAAGUUGGGCCAUUUCUAG